Eremothecium sinecaudum is the source of this 906-nucleotide messenger RNA. RefSeq names its product cyclin-dependent serine/threonine-protein kinase PHO85 (gene PHO85). The record is from RefSeq and is a predicted model, not a curated record. Gene Ontology annotation, biological process: protein phosphorylation. NCBI's taxonomy places the organism in Eukaryota, Fungi, Ascomycota, Saccharomycetes, Saccharomycetales, Saccharomycetaceae. Gene Ontology annotation, cellular component: nucleus; cytoplasm. Gene Ontology annotation, molecular function: cyclin-dependent protein serine/threonine kinase activity; ATP binding. The transcript is spliced from 2 exons. Bases 1 to 906 code for a protein of 301 amino acids.
AUGGUAAGCACCUCACAGUUUAAACAGCUGGAAAAGCUGGGAAAUGGUACAUAUGCUACUGUCUAUAAAGGGCUUAACAGAACUACAGGGCAGUAUGUUGCUUUGAAGGAAGUUAAAUUAGAUUCCGAGGAAGGUACUCCUUCUACCGCUAUUCGGGAAAUAUCUUUAAUGAAGGAGCUGAAGCACGAGAAUAUUGUCAGGCUGUACGAUGUUAUACAUACUGAAAACAAGCUUACACUGGUAUUUGAAUAUAUGGAUAAUGACCUGAAGAAGUUCAUGGACUCUAGGGUGGAUAGGGAGAUGCCUAGGGCUCUGGAACUGUCCCUGGUGAAGUUCUUCCAGUGGCAAUUAGUUAGAGGCGUUGCGUUUUGUCACGACAAUAAGAUCUUACAUCGUGAUCUAAAGCCUCAAAAUCUGUUGAUAAACAAUAAAGGUCAAUUGAAAUUGGGUGACUUUGGGCUUGCUCGUGCCUUUGGGAUCCCUGUGAAUACAUUCAGUAGCGAGGUCGUUACUCUUUGGUACAGGGCUCCAGAUGUUUUAAUGGGAUCUAGAACAUAUUGCACAUCUAUUGAUAUCUGGUCAUGUGGCUGUAUUCUAGCAGAGAUGAUUAUGGGGAAGGCUUUAUUCCCAGGAACUAAUGAUGAAGAACAGUUGAAGUUGAUCUUUGAGCUGAUGGGCACUCCUGAUGAACAAUCGUGGCCUGGAGUGAGCCAAUUACCUAAAUACAACCCUCAAAUCACCUCCUACCCUUCUAAACCACUUCAACAGCUCCUCCAGUCUAACACUAAGGAAGUUAUUGACGACCAGGUUGUCGACCUUGCUCGCAAUUUGCUACAUUUAAACCCAGAGAUGAGGCUCGGUGCCCAGCAGGCUUUGAAUCAUCCAUGGUUCGAUGAAUAUCGAUAA